CCCUCAAAAUUGAGAGAAGUAGAAGAAGAAAGAGGAGGCCACCGCUGGAGAACCACCCAGCCAACGUGUGUCACCGGAGUUUACCACCACUAGUCACCGGAUGUCACCUGCCGUCACCGGAGCAGUCAUGGUCCAUCGUCGAGGCCUUUAAUAUUAUGAGGACCUAACCACCGUGAACUUGAACCGCCUUGUCGAGCCGUAGCAGAUCCGUCGAGAAAGCUAGCCGAGAAAGGAGAGACGAAUUGAAGAUGGAUUCGGGACUAUCAUGGGCUGAUCAAUGGGAUUACAACUCUGAUCCUCCUCCAAAUUCAAGUAACGAAGACGAUAAGAAAAAGAAGAAGAAGGAAGAUGGAAGCAAAAGCGGUAUCGGGAAGGCCAUACUUGGCUUCAAAUGGAUGAAACUUCGCAAGAAAUCUGAUAAGUGAUCAUUAGGUUAUUUGUUUAGUUACGAAAGAGUUAUUGAUUCAUCUGUUCCUUGUGAUUAAUCCAUUAAGUUAUGCUUCUCUCUUUUACCCAUUCUUCUGAUUGUAAUUGUUAAAUCUUUAACAUUUAGAAAGUUUGUUGAUUGCGGUUGAUUGUGUCGAGCCAUCGUUUUGGUUCUUUAUCUUUUUUGCUGGUGAGAAUUUAAUAGCAACCUGCAGGAAUUGUGUUUUUGUUUUA
This is a messenger RNA of Arabidopsis lyrata subsp. lyrata, 660 nucleotides long. RefSeq lists its product as uncharacterized. Lineage: Eukaryota; Viridiplantae; Streptophyta; Magnoliopsida; Brassicales; Brassicaceae. The coding region runs from base 249 to 425 and encodes 58 amino acids. The record is from RefSeq and is a predicted model, not a curated record. The transcript is spliced from 3 exons.